Capsicum annuum is the source of this 6141-nucleotide messenger RNA. Its product is annotated as mediator of RNA polymerase II transcription subunit 25. Bases 3369 to 5867 code for a protein of 832 amino acids. The record is from RefSeq and is a predicted model, not a curated record. The transcript is spliced from 23 exons. Gene Ontology annotation, cellular component: mediator complex; transcription regulator complex. NCBI's taxonomy places the organism in Eukaryota, Viridiplantae, Streptophyta, Magnoliopsida, Solanales, Solanaceae. Gene Ontology annotation, biological process: positive regulation of transcription by RNA polymerase II.
UUGCCUAGUCAUGGUCAAACACUAGGUAUAUUUAGAUUCAUGUAUCAGAGAGCUCAUUUAUGACUGCAGGAUUUUCUUUCCUUUUCCUUUUCAUCUUUUCCCCCCUCAUCAGAAAAAGAUACUACUAGGAUAAAUACUUAAAAUUGCUAUAGAAAUGGAAAUUUGGCAAAGCAAAAGAGAGAGCUAUUAUAUGAAAGGGAAACAAUUGCUAUUCAAUUUCCAGAAUCUUCCACAACAAAGGCGCAAACAUGGUGAAUCGUAUUACGCCGAUGCAAAUUCAUACGGGAAUUGCUUCGUGAAGUGCAGCGUUAUGUCACACAAAAUGCUUUCAGAAGAGGAAAUGAUGUCGCUGUUGCAUUUGCUGCUCAAGGUAAAGGUAUGAGUAGGGAUAUGAAUAGAACUCAAUGCUACAAUUGCAAGGAAUACGGCCAUAUUGCUAGAACUUGUGGCAAGAAGUUCUGUAAUUAUUGUAAAAAACAAGGACACAUUAUCAAAGAGUGUCCCACACGCCCUCAGAAUCGUAAGGUAAAUAAUUUUCAUGCAGCAAUAAAUGGUUCCACUCUUGAGAACUCAUCUUCAGGACCUUCUGGACAAGUUCUUACUCCUGAAAUGGUACAACAAAUGAUCGUAUCAGCCUUUUCAGCAUUGGGAUUACAAGGAUAAGGUGUCGGGGAUGAUAAUCGCGAAGGGGCCUAAAGUUGGAAGAUUGUUUCCUAUACAAUUUUUCAUUCCUCCUGUUAUAUCUUUUGCUUGUACUUCUACGGCUAAUAAGACUGAGCUUUGGCAUAAGCAUCUAGGACAUCCAAAUUCUGUUGUGUUGUCUCAUUUAUCAAAUUCUGGUUUAUUAGGAAGUAAAAAUCAAUUUUCCCCUGCUUCAUUUGAUUGUUCUACUUGUAAAUUAGCCAAAAGUUAAAUUCUUCCUUUUCCUAAUUUGGGUAGUCGUGCUACAAAGUGUUUUGAUGUUGUUCAUAGUGAUGUUUGGGGUAUUUCACCAAUUGUUUCUCAUGCUCAGUUCAAGUACUUUGUGACAUUCAUGGAUGAUUAUAGUCCAUUUACGUGGGUGUAUUUUCUUCGUACCAAAUCUGAAGUAUUUUCCAUGUUCAAGAUAUUUUUGGCUUACAUUGAGACUCAAUUUUCUACUUGUAUCAAAUUAUUAAGAUCUAAUUCUGGUGGAGAAUAUAUGUCAAAUGAAUUCCAAAAUUUUUUGCUUGACAAAGGAAUUGUCUCACAACGCUCUUAUCCAUAUACACCAUAACAAAAUGGGGUCGAUGAGCGUAAAAAUCGUCAUCUUUUAAAUGUCACUCGUACUUUAUUGAUUGAGUCCUCUGUCCCAUCUAAAUAUUGGGUUGAAGCUUUGUCUACUGCUGUCUAUUUAAUUAACAGGCUGCCAUCUAAAGUUUUAAAUUUUGAGUCUCCAUAUUUUCGUCUUUAUCACAAAAAUCCAAGCUAUGAUAAUUUUCAUACAUUUGGUUGUAUUUGUUUUGUGCAUCUUCCUCCUUAUCAACGUAAUAAAUUUUCUGUUCAGUCUACUAAAUGUGUUUUUAUGGGUUAUAGUACUUCACAGAAAGGUUUUCUUUGUUAUGAUCCAUGUUCUAAUAAAUUUCAUGUUUCUAGAAAUGUUGUUUUCUUUGAGAAUCAGUAUUUUUUCCUACUCAUGUUGAGUCAUCUCCUGCUUCUCUUCUUCUUCCUACUUUUGAAGAUUUGUCAUCUUCUUCUAAGAGGUUCAAACCCGGAUUUGUGUACGAACGUCGGCGGCCAACUUUACCCCUCCUGAUAUUGAUCCGCCACCUAAAAACUGCACCACAACUAGAAUCUGAGAAUUCUUCAAGGCCUGCUCCUCUUGAGCCCACUCGACGAUCUGCGAAAGUAUCUCGUACUCCUAAUUGGUAUGGCUUUUCAUCUACUUUAUCCACCAUUUCUGUUCCAACUUGUUACUCACACGCUUCUAAGCAUGAAUGUUGGCAGAAGGCAAUGGAGGAAGAACUUUUGGCUCUCAAAGAAAAUGACACAUAGGAUAUUGUUUCAUGUCUUUCAAAUGUCCAUCCAAUUGGAUGUAAAUGGGUUUAUUCAAUUAAAUUUCAUUUUGAUGGAACUCUUGAUCGGUACAAAGCUUGGUUGGUUGUUCUUGGUAACAAGCAGGAGUAUGGUGUGAACUAUGAAGAGACUUUUGCACCGAUAGCAAAAAUGACGAAGGUCUUCAGGAUUCCUGCUCUGUGGAUACUCCAUUAGAAUUGAAUGUAAAGUAUUACCGGGAGGAAGGCGAUCUUCUUCCUGAUCCAACUAUAUUUCGGCAAUUAGUUGGGAGCUUAAAUUACCUUACUAUUACCAGGUCUGAUAUCUCUUUUGCAGUUCAACAAGUUAGUCAGUUCAUGCAAGCUCUCCGUCAUCUUUAUUUGGUAGUUGUCCGUCGCAUCAUUCGAUACCUCCGAGGAACAUCUAAUAGUGGUUCGCCUAUUCGUCUUAAUGCUUUUAGUGAUUCUGAUUGGGCUGGAUGUUCUGACACUCGUCGUUCGGUUAUUGGUUGGUGCAUGUUUCUUGGAGAGUCUUUGAUAUCUUGGAAGAGUAAGAAGCAAGACCGCGUGUCAAAAUCUUUAACAGAGGCUGACUAUCGAGCAAUGUCUACUGCUUGCUCCGAGAUUGUGUGGCUUCGUAGACUACUUGCUGAGAUUGGAUUUCCUUAAUCUAAUCCUACUCCUCUCCAUGCUGACAAUACAAGUGCUAUUCAGAUUGCUACUAAUUCGGUUUAUCAUGAGCGGACCAAACACAUCGAAGUAGACUGUCAUUAUAUACGAGAAGCUGUAGAUAAAGGUGUCAUUACUCUUCUGCACGUGUCCAGUGAUCUUCAAAUAGCUGAUGCAUUUACAAACUCAAUGGCACGACAACGACAUCAGUUUCUGGUCGGCAAAUUGAUGUUUCUUGAUCUACCAGCAUCAAUUUGAGAGGGGAUGUUAGCAUGAUGUCAAAAAGAAGUAUUGUCUUUUAAUGACGGUGGUGUUGAGGCCAGUUUGCAUGCACUUGGUUAAUUCCGCAAGAUAUCUGCUACCUCCCAUGAGGUAUUAAUCAUUGAGCAAAUGGAAAUUAAGCAAAGCAAAUAGAGGAAGAGAAAUAGCCAUAAUAUGAAGUGAAGAAAUUGCUAUUCAGUUUCUAGAAUCUUCUACAAAGGUGUACACAUGGCGGACACGCAGUUCAUUGUUGCUGUUGACGCCGACUCUAAAUCAUACGGUGAAAAGUACUUUCUUUUAAUGAUUGUGGUGUUCGGGUCAAGCUUGCGUGCACCUGACUAAUUCUAUGAAAUACCUACUACCUCCCAUGAGUACCAGGCAAAAAGUAUUUUCCUUUAAUGAUCGUGGUGUUUGGGCCAAGCUUGCAUGCACCUGACUAAUUCAAUGAAUACGUAUUACUUCUCACGAGGUGCCAGGAGAGGAGCAUGUGCUUAUUGUAUGCCAAAAGAUAAAAAGGGCGCAACUUUAUUUCUUAACGAAACUCAUCAAGUACUCGCUGUGUCUGUCCAUGACUUUGCCAUGGGACAUCCCAACCCAUCACUGGGGCCUCACAACAAGUCCUUCACUGAAGCUGAUUCAAUCGAACAGAACCAAUCUGCUGGCGCUACAGAGCAGUUGUUGGUGGUCUUUUAUGCGCACGAUCUCUCCAGUGGUUGCACGUUACAAAGAAGUGGCUGGACAAGAAACAUAGAUAUGUUUUCCGAGUGGCUAUCAGCUCUACCUUUCUCAGGUGGUGGUUUCAAUGAUGCUUUAGUUGCUGAAGGCCUUGCUGAAGCAUUGAUGGUGUUUUCUUCACACAAUGGAAGUCAAACUCAACAAAAUGCUGAUGGGCAAAGACAUUGCAUACUUGUUGCUGCAAGUAAACCUUAUCUGUUGCCUACAGCAGUUACUCAAAUUCUGAAGCAGAGGGGAAUCAUUGAACAUACCAGUAAUGUUGUACUAGCUGAUGCUGAGACAGUUGCAAAGGCAUUUCCUCGGUGCUCUGUUUCCCUCUCUGUUAUAUGUCCAAGGAAACUUCCGAAAUUAAGAGCAAUAUAUAAUGCGGGAAAACGUAAUUCGCAAACAGCUGACCCGCCCGUUGAUACGUCUAAGAAUCCGAAUUUUCUUGUAUUAAUUUCUGAAGAUUUCAGCGAGGCUUGUGCUGCUUUCAGUGACACUGAAAUGGAAAGUUUGGCAUCAAACCAGAGCCUGGUUGAAAUGGAUACGUCUUCGGUGCCUCCAGUUUCCGGGCCAACAGCAACUUCUAAUCCAUCAGUUAUGAAUCAACAACCAAUUUCAGCUGGAAGUAUUCCUGCUGCAAUGGUAAAUAUUGAGCCCCUCAUGGUAACCUCUGUUAGUGGACCUGCACCUCCACGGAUUCCUACUUCUCAAGUCGCCGCCGUCUCACAAAGUGGUUUGCCUAUUUCUGUUUUUGAGGAGAUGGUCCCGGAUAAUGAAAAUACUAAGCCAACAACACCUAUUGUCAGUGUGAUGACACAGUCCUUAGGUCCAUUUACUGGUGCAGCUGCAAAUAUUGUAAUAUUGAAUGGAGUGACUUCUGCUAUACCUGCUGCUCCAUCUGUAUUAAUAUCUGGGCAACAAGGUGUCACAUCAAUGACUGGGUUUGAUCCAUUUGGCAGAACUAGUCAGAUAGCUCAAACCCCUGUUACUGUAUUAACGUCCGGGCAACUAGGUGUCACAUCAAUGAGUGGGUUUGCUCCAUGUGCCAGAACUGAUCCGAUAAAUCAAAACUCCAUUCCUGAAUCACUAACUUCAAUGGCUCCCAGUACGUCUGGGAAUUCAAACCUUUGUAUUUCCCAACUGUUGAGUAAUAUCCAAGGAGGCACUGGUGCAGGCAAUCAAACAACACCUGUAAUGAGUGAAGGUAAUCUUCCUAGGUGUCAAAUUAUGCAAAGCGGAAUAGGCAUGCACCCGAAUGUGCCAAGUGAAAUGGGUACCGGUAUGCGUUCGGGAAUUGGCACUAUGAUGCCUAAUCCAGAGAGGACUCAACAAGGACAGCCUAGAAUAUUGCCUCUUGGCAGGAAUAACAGUGCAGAGGCUCACAUGUCUGGGAAUUCAAACCCUUGCAUUUCCCCAUUGUUGAGUAAUAACCAUCGAGACAUUGGUGCGGGUAGUCAAACAGCACCUGUAAUGAUUGAAAAUUUUCCUAGGUCUCAAAUGAUGCAAAGUAGGAGAGGCAGGCACCAGAAUGUGCCGAGGGGAAUGGGUACUGGUAUCCUUUCGGGAAUUGGCACGAUGAUGCCUACUCCGAGGAUGACUCGACAAGGACAGUCUGGAAUAUUGCCUCUUGGCAGGAAUAACACUGGAGAGGCUAACAUGUCUCUAUCUCAUCAGCAAACAUCGGUUACAUUUCCAUUAGCCCAAUCAAGUUACGUCAAAUUCUGGGAGGGGGACUUAUAUGUACCGAGAUUGAGUGAACCUGUUGUGAGACUACAGGGCUACAUGAGAGCUUCAGCUUCUGAAUCGCUUGCUGCAAAUUGGCCCCCAACAAUGCUAAUUGAGCACGUAAUUUCUGAAGAGCAUAUGAAUGAACGUGUUAGGCCGCGCACUGAAAGGACAAAUCUUCUAGUUUUUUUGUCAAUGGGACCGCAUGCACUUUUUAACCAGCUGCAAGAAGGGAACCAAAGUGCAGUAAUUUCACUACCAUCACAGAGACUGAUCCUCGAAGUUUCUGAUGAGACUACCCGCUUAAAUGGAUUUCUUUUGCCUUCUGAGAACACGGUGUUGAGGCCAACGACACCCAAUCAGCAGAUGCGAGCAACACCUCGUCCUCAAUUACAGCAGCAGCAGCGAGCACAGCCGCUGCUGGAGCAACUGCACAACUACAGGAUCAGCGACCACUGCUUGCACAACCGUCAAGGCUGAUGUUGCGACAACAGCUACCAGUAGUCACGACAACUGUGGAUCGAGCAUACAUGCCAGUCACUGAAAGUUCACAACUUGUGUCUCAGACUCGAGCUUCACCACCGGUACUUCCAAAUUUACCAGAGGUCAUUUUAAUUGAGGACAGUGACGAUGAACUAUAAAACUAGACAAUUAGAAAUUACAAUAAGACUAAAGCAGCUGAAACUCCUUGUACUUAGCUACAUCAUAUUUGGGUCUCCUUUUUUUUUUUCCAUGAAGAAAGAUACUUGCAAAA